GUCUCUUCCCAGUCUUGGGUGAUCAUUUCCUCGUCCUCUCUCGAGUCUUUUCUCUCUCGGAUAAAAUCACUGUCUGCUCUGUUAGCUCUCCCUCCUCUCUCACAUAUGGCUUCCAUUACCAAGGAGGUUGACAAAGAGUUUCUCCCAUUCGUCCGUAUCUACAAGGACGGCUCGGUCGAGCGACUGUUGGGGUCUUCCUAUGUGCCCCCUUCGCCUCAAGAUCCAGAAACCGGAGUCUCGUCCAAGGACGUCGACAUUUCACAGGACCCCCCGAUCUCUGCUCGUCUCUACCUCCCAAGUCUCGACCAAACGGACCACCAGAAGCUCCCCAUCUUGGUCUACUUCCACGGCGGAGGCUUCUGCAUUGAAUCCGCCUUCGCCUCCGACCACCAGCAGUACCUCAACAGUUUGGUCGCUCAAGCUCGGGUUGUGGCUGUGUCUGUGGAGUACAGGCUCGCUCCUGAGCAUUUGCUACCCAUUGCUUACGAAGAUAACUGGGCCGCCCUCCAAUGGGUUGCAUCAAACUCUCUCGACAAUGGUGCUGAUAAAGAACCAUGGCUGAUGAAUCACGGGGACUUCAAACGAGUUUUUAUCGGUGGUGAUAGUGCAGGAGCCAACAUUGCUCACAAUAUAGCCAUGAAAGCCGGCGUCGAGAGCUUGCCCGGUGAUGUUAAGAUUUUAGGAGCCUUUCUUACCCAUCCUUACUUCUGGGGAUCGAACCCAAUAGGAUCGGAGCCCAGUGAAGGGCAUGACAAAGCUUUCCCGCACUUGGUCUGGAACUUUAUAUAUCCAGCUGCACCUGAAGGUAUCGAUAAUCCGAUGAUCAAUCCGAUCGCUCCGGGAGCGCCGAGCUUGGCUGGGCUGGGAUGUUCUCGAUUGCUCGUGACAGUGGCUGAGAAGGAUGAGCUGAGGGAUAGAGGUGUUGCUUACUGUGAUAAAAUCAGAAAAAGCAACUGGGAAGGAGAAGCUGAGUUGGUUCAAGUGGAUGGGGAGGAUCACGCUUUUCAGAUCUUGCAUUUUGAGACUGAAAACGCAAAGAAUUUUAUCAAACGCCUGGCUUCUUUUCUAAAAUAAUGUUUUUUCUCUCUCUUUUUCCUUAGGGUAAAAUGUACUUCUAUCCAAGUCAUGUCUCUUGUUUCUUCAUCUGAUCAUCUGAGCUUAUAAUAUGAAAAAUAAACUGGAUCUUAGUUGGUUUCAAA
This is a messenger RNA of Juglans regia (Persian walnut), 1199 nucleotides long. Its product is annotated as 2-hydroxyisoflavanone dehydratase-like. Gene Ontology annotation, molecular function: hydrolase activity. Lineage: Eukaryota; Viridiplantae; Streptophyta; Magnoliopsida; Fagales; Juglandaceae. Bases 106 to 1074 code for a protein of 322 amino acids. The record is from RefSeq and is a predicted model, not a curated record. The transcript has a single exon.